Messenger RNA from Nicotiana tabacum (common tobacco), 2917 nucleotides. RefSeq names its product G-type lectin S-receptor-like serine/threonine-protein kinase SD1-1. Gene Ontology annotation, cellular component: plasma membrane. Lineage: Eukaryota; Viridiplantae; Streptophyta; Magnoliopsida; Solanales; Solanaceae. Gene Ontology annotation, biological process: protein phosphorylation. Gene Ontology annotation, molecular function: ATP binding; protein serine/threonine kinase activity. The record is from RefSeq and is a predicted model, not a curated record.
CUUAUUUCCAUUCCUUGGCAGCAAAUAAGCCACGCCAUCUGCUCCCUAAACCCAUGAUUAAGAGCUGGUUCUCCUAUGUACUUGGAAUUGACCUGCAAAAUGAAGUCUUGGUCGUCUCUCAAACCACCGACGGAAGGGAAGACCACAAGAGAAAGGACAUAUUGACUUGUCUUAUCCGCCCAACACUCAGUUAGAUAGAUUCUCUUUAACUAUUUUGAAGAAAGAUGCAACCAAAAUAUAGCCAUGUAUACAUUUCUAUUCAGUCUACUUAUCUGCUCCAUAGUUUUUAAUCAAAAGGUUAAUGGUCAAGGGGAUACCAUAACUACAACUCAGUUUAUCAAAGAUGGUGAAACUAUUGUUUCCUCUGGUGGAUCAUUUGAAUUAGGAUUCUUCAGUCCAGGAGAAACUUCUACAAAUCGAUAUGUUGGAAUAUGGUACAAGAAACCCUCUGUUAUUACUCCAGUUUGGGUUGCUAAUAGAGUAGCUCCUGUCACCAAUAAAUCUGGGGUCUUGAAAGUCAUUCAGUUAGGUGUUGUUGUUCUUGUCAAUGAUACUAAUGCCACUGUUUGGUCAACCAAUUCAUCAACAACGGUCCAAAAUCCUGUUGCACAGUUGCUAGACACUGGAAAUUUUGUGGUGAGAGAUGCAGAUGAUCCAAAUCCUGAAAAUUUCCUCUGGCAAAGCUUUGAUUAUCCUAGCAAUACAUUGCUGGCCGGUAUGAAACUUGGAACGGACUUGGUGACUGGAUUAGAAAGGUAUCUUAGCUCGUGGAGAAGCAAUGACGAUCCUGCUCCUGGGGAUUAUACUUAUCAUUGUGAUCCUACUGGUUAUCCACAAAACCUUAUGAGAAAAGGUCCUAAUGUGACUUUUAGAGCAGGGCCAUGGAAUGGUCUUCGGUGGAGUGGUGCACCCAACAUGGUGAACAACUCAAUCAUCUCUUUUGGCUUGAUCAUGAACAGUAGGGAAAUUUAUUACAAUUAUGAACUUGUGAACAAAUCUGUUAUUUCGACUUUAGUGAUAAAGCCUUUUGGGAAAACUAUGCGAAUCAUUUGGAUUGAAAAGACUCAGAGUUGGGUUAAUUAUCACUCUGCAGAUGCAGAUGACUGUGAUACCUACAAAUUAUGUGGUGUAUAUAGCACUUGCAACAUUCUGAGUGAUCCUUUUUGUCAGUGUUUAGAUAAAUUCGAGCCAAAACAUCCAGAUGAUUGGAUCAGGUCAGACUGGUCGAGUGGUUGUGUGCGGAAACACCCACUGAAUUGCACGGGAGACAGGUUUCUAAAGUACUCUGGUGUUAAACUGCCUGAUACACGAUUUUCUUGGUUCAAUAAGACAAUGACACUAGAUGAAUGCAGGGCAGUUUGCUUGAGAAACUGUUCGUGUACGGGUUAUACUAAUCUGGACAUACGCAAUGGAGGAAGUGGGUGCUUGUUAUGGAUUGGGGAGCUGGUUGACAUCAGACAGCUAUCUCAAUCAGGGCAGGAUAUCUACAUUAGGAUGUCUGCUUUGGACAUAGAUGUUGCAGGUUCAGCUGGAUCAAAGGGAAAAAAAGCUGUCAUACUUGCAGUAGCUUUGCCACUAUUGGUUGCGUUGAUUCUGCUAGGUCUAGGUGUAGGCCUGAUUCUUUACAAACGAAGGAGAGAGGAUCCAGUGAUUACAACAAAGGGGACAUUAAGUGGUCACAGCAACAAGAAUGAUAACAGUAAUCAAAGUCACUCUGAAGAUUUUGAGCUACCACUUUUUGACUUAUUUACAUUAACCAAGGCUACUGACAACUUUUCAUUUGUGAACAAGAUUGGAGAGGGUGGCUUUGGACAAGUUUACAAGGGUGUCCUAGAAGAUGGACAAGAAGUAGCAGUGAAGCGGCUUUCAGAAACAUCAGAGCAAGGACUUCACGAGUUCAAGAAUGAAGUUAACUGCAUUGCAAAACUUCAGCAUCGGAAUCUUGUAAAGCUUCUAGGAUGCUGCAUUCAAGGAGUAGAGAAGAUGUUGGUGUAUGAAUACUUGCCAAAUAAAAGCCUGGAUUUAUUUUUAUUUGGUUUAGAAAGGAGCGCAAUACUUGAUUGGCCUAAGCGCUUCAACAUUAUUAAAGGAAUUGCUCGAGGAUUGAUGUAUCUUCAUCAAGAUUCUAGGCUCAGAAUCAUCCACAGAGACUUGAAAGCUAGCAAUGUCUUGCUUGAUAAUGAAAUGAAACCAAAGAUAUCAGAUUUUGGGAUGGCUAGAAGUUUUGGAGGAGACGAGACAGGAGCCAACACACGACGUGUUGUUGGAACAUAUGGUUACAUGUCCCCAGAAUAUGCAAUCGAUGGGAUAUUUUCAGUGAAAUCAGAUGUCUUUAGCUUUGGAGUACUAGUACUAGAGAUUGUGAGUGGAAAGAAGAAUAGACGAUUUGUUCAUCCAGACCACCACCUCAACCUUCUUGGACAUGCAUGGCUGCUUCAUAAAGAAGGAAGGCAAUUGGAACUAGUCGAUUCAAAUCUGGUGGACUCAUGUUACGUAUCAGAAGUGCUUAGAUCAAUCCAUGUGGGAUUGCUAUGUGUUCAACAGAAUCCGGAGGACAGGCCAAGUAUGUCUACUGUGAUUAUGAUGCUGAGCAAUGAAGGCAUUUUGCCACCACCUAAACAUCCUGGCUUUUUCACUGAAAGGAAUGUUAAAGAUGUUGAAUUUUCUUGGAGUACACAAACACCUAGUUCUAUAAACGAAAUUACCAUCACAUUGUUGAAUGCUCGAUGACGCCUGUCCAAAGUGGGCUACACCUUCCAUCAUUUCUCAUAAUGUAUUAAGUUCCUCCCCUUCUUUUUUUAAUUAGUUAGAAGAUUAUUUUGUAGUAAUUCUAUUGUAAUACGUCUACAUUUUAAGUUAGGAUUUCCUACUCCUAUUCAAUUUCACAGAGAAGUUAGAUUCAGCUAGCAACAGCUUA